Manduca sexta (tobacco hornworm) is the source of this 1819-nucleotide messenger RNA. RefSeq names its product trypsin, alkaline C-like. Gene Ontology annotation, biological process: proteolysis. The transcript is spliced from 4 exons. The record is from RefSeq and is a predicted model, not a curated record. Gene Ontology annotation, molecular function: serine-type endopeptidase activity. Lineage: Eukaryota; Metazoa; Arthropoda; Insecta; Lepidoptera; Sphingidae. The coding region runs from base 32 to 811 and encodes 259 amino acids.
AUUUCAUAAGCUGGUUUUGGAUCAAUCAAUCAUGAGGACGUUGAUCGCACUGCUAGCCCUUGGGUCUGUCGCCGUAGCUGCCGUCCCCGCAGCUUCAAACAAUGCCAGGAUUAUUGGUGGUACUGUGACCACCAUCAAUCAGUACCCUGUUAUGGCUUCUCUUCUGCUGACUAGAGAUUUUGUUCACUGGAGACACAACUGCGGCGGAAGCAUUCUUAAUCAACGAAGUAUUCUGUCAGCUUCUCACUGUCUAUACCGGCGCCAACCAAACGUCUACCGAGCUCGUUUGGGAUCUAGUUUCGCCAGUAGCGGUGGUGUGAUUUUCAAUUUUGCUCAGUUCAUCAUGCAUCCUAACUAUAACUCCAGAAACCAAGAUAAUGACAUUGCUGUAAUGCGAACAGCUUCUAGAAUUUCUUACAAUAACGUGAUACAGCGGGCGUAUAUCGCUGGACCUAACUACCCUCUCCUGGACAACGAGCGUGUGUGGGCUGCUGGAUGGGGCGUGACUUCGGUUGAUUCACUUCAGCACUCAGAGCAACUUCGCCAUGUUCAAGUUUACACAAUUAAUCAAGAGAUAUGCAGACAACGUUAUGCUGGAAGAAGCCGCCCCAUCACAGAUAACAUGUUGUGCUCCGGUGUGCUGGACGUCGGUGGCCGUGACCAGUGCCAGAUGGACUCCGGCGGGCCCCUCUUUCACAACGGUGUUAUCGUCGGUGUUUGCUCCUUUGGUUUUGAAUGUGCCGACCCUCGGUACCCUGGAGUCAACGCACGCGUUUCUCGCUUCACCACUUGGAUAGAAAACCACUCUUAAAUCUAAUAAUUUUAAAUAGUAAAAUGGUCUAUAAGAUAUUUUCAAUAAACAAAGAUUAUAAUCGCACCAUACACAUUCUUUUUUGUUAAUUUUGGCCUAUACGCAAUUUUGAAUCUAAACCAAAAAAAAUGAUUUCUUAAAAGGUAACAGACGAUUAUGUGCUGCGUGUAACAAAAUUGAUUUGAUUAUACUAUAUUAGCAAAAGAAACGUGAGCAAUGAAUUCGUUUCCAUAAGUAUUACAUUGCUAUACGUUACAUUAAAAUUUUGAAAAAUUUUAAUAAAUCUUACUAACAAUAUAAAAGUUUGUUGCGUAUUUGAAUAUUUCGAUGUCUAUGUACCUACUUAUUAAUUGUUAGAAAAAAUGGUAAUUGAUGAAAUUUGUUCUGCAUUAGCAUAUAGGCUAUUUUUGUAUCGCUACCUAACUCAAGUAAAAAAAAAAAAUAUUAAUCAGGUUUUUUAAAUACAUGGUGCAGGUUGGCUGGGGUUUAUUUUGUGAUGUAUAUCCCUACAAUGAGUUAAGCAUAAUAUGUGUCGAAGAGUUUUUGGCGUGAACAUUUUUCUCUAUGACAUAGAAUAUAUAAAACAGUGUGUUCGUCACAGGCAGGGCCAUUCAUGUUUUCUCUUCCGUUUCCACUUUAUCAGUAAUCCAAAUAUGAUGAAGCCACAAAAGUAGCAAAAUAAACAAAAAAAAAAAUCAUUUUUUUAAUAUUUUUUGUCCUUCUCAACAAUCGUUUUUCUCUACUAAAGUAAACUUCAAAGGGUAAACUUGAUUUUACAUAAAUAAAAAUAAUAUUACAAUUAAAGUUAAUGUAUAGAAGGGUUUUGGAGUUUUGAGUUUGUUUAGAUGCUUGUGUGGCUCUGUAAAUGAAUAGACAUUGGCCCUAAUCUGACACCUUAUUAUAUUGUAAUUGAUAAAUAAAUAAAUAUAAAAAUCUACAUAGUAUUUGUUACCUGCAUCGGAAAAUGUCAUGAAAGUCCGGAGGUAGAUAUCCUCUCAAAAUAUUCUA